Aspergillus chevalieri is the source of this 642-nucleotide messenger RNA. Its product is annotated as histidine phosphatase family protein. The record is from RefSeq and is a predicted model, not a curated record. The transcript has a single exon. Bases 1 to 642 code for a protein of 213 amino acids. Gene Ontology annotation, cellular component: cytoplasm. Gene Ontology annotation, molecular function: phosphatase activity. Lineage: Eukaryota; Fungi; Ascomycota; Eurotiomycetes; Eurotiales; Aspergillaceae.
AUGGAUUCGAAGGCCCAUCUCGUCCGCCACGCAGAAUCGGUCCACAAUGUCACUCACGACUUCUCUCAGUUGGAUCCUGAUUUGACCCCUCUUGGCCUUCGACAGGCCACAGGGCUCGGCCAGCUAUUCCCCUACGCCCCCCAGGUGGGUGUCAUCAUCACUUCUCCACUAAAGCGAGCCGUCCAAACUACCCUCACUGCUUUUCCACACAUCCUUGAUAAGCGGUAUUUCGACUCCGAAUCUGGGCACGGGGUGGAGGAUGGCGCAGCUCUCUUCCUGGACCCCGAUUUGCAAGAAAGAAGUGCCCUCCCCUGUGAUACGGGGUCCCCAACUAAGGUCUUGGAAGCGGCUUUUCCGAGACUAGGUUUUCAGGAUUUGGCUGAAGGUUGGCAAGUGAAAGAGGACCUCUAUUCUGCAGCCGACGAAGCUGUCGAGGAGCGGGCACUGAGGGUGAGAUCUCGUAUUGCCGCGAUCGGCCAAGAUCUUCAGCACCAACGGCGGACGGACGUUGUGGUUGUGACUCACGGGGUGUUCAUGAAAGUCUUGUUGGGAGACCCAGACAUUGAUUUGCCGAAAGCAGGCUGGAGGAGCUAUGCCGUUGGGACUCACAGCUCGGGUGUUAUUCUGUCGCCUCUCGAGUGA